AGCAAGAAAGCAAGCAAGGAAAGAUGGGUUCAUUUGGAGGUGGGCAGAUUAAUAAUAAGCCACAUGCUGUGUGCAUUCCAUUCCCAGCACAAGGCCAUGUUAACCCCAUGAUGCAAUUAGCCAAGCUUCUCCACUCAAGAGGCUUCCAUAUCACCUUUGUCAACACUGAGUUCAAUCACAGACGCUUAUUGAGAUCCAAAGCUCCGGACGCUCUCAAGGGCUUCACUGAUUUCCAGUUCGAAACCAUACCCGAUGGAUUGCCAUCAUCCGACCGCGAUGCUACACAAGAUGUUCCUACACUAUGUGAUUCAGUAGGAAAGAACUGCUUGGCUCCCUUUCGUGAUCUACUCAAAAAACUCAAUUCCUCCUCCUCCUCCACCACCGUACCUCAAGUCUCUUGCAUUGUUUCUGAUGCAGUCAUGAGUUUUUCCAUAAAAGCUGCCAGGGAACUAGGCAUCCCUGAAGUUCAAUUUUGGACUGCAUCAGCUUGUGGCUUCAUGGGCUAUCUCCAUUUCGAUGAGCUUAUCAAAAGAGGCAUUGUACCACUCAAAGAUGAGAAGGACAUCAGCAAUGGAUAUCUUGACACACCCAUUGAUUGGAUACCAGGCAUGAAAGAUAUGAGGCUCAAGGAUGUCCCGAGCUUUAUCAGAACAACUGAUCCCAAUGACAUUAUGCUCAAUUAUUUAGGACAGGAAGCACAGAAUUCUCUCAAAGCACCUGCCAUUAUAUUAAACACAUUUGAUGAUCUAGAACAUGAGGUUUUGGGUGCAAUUGCAUCCAAGUUUCCUCACAUUUAUACUAUUGGCCCACUAAAGUUCCUUGGCCAAUGCAUCUCCGAGACUGAAUCCAUCCCAUCCAGCCUUUGGAAAGAAGACUUCAACUGCUUGGAGUGGUUGGAUAAAAAGGAACCAAACUCAGUCGUUUAUGUGAAUUUUGGAAGUAUAACUGUUAUGAGUGAUCAACACUUUAGAGAGUUCGCAUGGGGGUUGGCAAAUUGCAAGUAUCCCUUCUUGUGGAUCAAUAGACCUGAUGUUGUAAUGGGUGAAGAAUCAGCAAUCUUGCCUGAGGAGUUCAUUGAAGAAACUAAAGAUAGAGGUUUGGUGGUGAGUUGGUGCCCACAAGACAAAGUGCUUCUCCAUUCCUCCAUAGGUGGGUUUCUUACUCAUUGUGGAUGGAAUUCUACGAUUGAAAGCAUUUGUGGUGGAGUGCCAAUGUUAUGCUGGCCUUUCUUCGCCGAACAACAAACUAAUUGCAGAUAUGCUUGCACUCAUUGGGGCAUAGGCUUGGAGAUCAACAAUGACUUAAAGCGAGAAGAGGUUGAAACUCUUGUUAAGGAAUUAAUGGAAGGAGAAAGAGGGAAAGUGAUGAGGAAGAAGACCUUGGAUUGGAAGGAGAAAGCAGAAGCUGCUACCAAACAAGGAGGUUCUUCUUACAAUAACUUUGAUAAAGUAAUUAAGGAAGUCCUUCACCCAAUUAAGUGAGUAUUUUAUUAAUGGGUAGA
Messenger RNA from Telopea speciosissima, 1501 nucleotides. Its product is annotated as 7-deoxyloganetin glucosyltransferase-like. Bases 24 to 1481 code for a protein of 485 amino acids. Gene Ontology annotation, molecular function: UDP-glycosyltransferase activity. The transcript has 2 exons. NCBI's taxonomy places the organism in Eukaryota, Viridiplantae, Streptophyta, Magnoliopsida, Proteales, Proteaceae. The record is from RefSeq and is a predicted model, not a curated record.